Ilyonectria robusta is the source of this 219-nucleotide messenger RNA. RefSeq lists its product as uncharacterized. The coding region runs from base 1 to 219 and encodes 72 amino acids. The record is from RefSeq and is a predicted model, not a curated record. Lineage: Eukaryota; Fungi; Ascomycota; Sordariomycetes; Hypocreales; Nectriaceae. The transcript is spliced from 2 exons. Gene Ontology annotation, molecular function: zinc ion binding.
AUGCCUCCCAAGCGAAUCCGCUGCACCGCCAGCCAGUGCCGUGAGCCCGCUCAGCGAAUCGUCGGAGACUGCACCUUUUGCCAGGGACAUUUCUGCGGCAAGCACCGCCUUCUAGAGGACCACAAGUGCACCGGACUCGAGGACUGCAAGAAACAGUCCCACGAGCGAAACGCUGCGCAGCUCGAGUCCGAGCGCACCCAGGUUAUCCGGGGCGUAUGA